CACAACACCGUCAAUUAUCUCCAAGCUCUCUUAUAGAAGAGUACUUCUUCCCUUUUCACCUCCUUUGAACUAUCGAAUGUGUUUCAUCUAGUGGUGCGCCGCAUGUUGUGGGGACAUAUUUAGUCGGCCCAAUCCCCCGACGUUUGGCCGAAAAUUACUCGCAGAAAGGGAAAUACCCACUGGCCUGCAAAAGGACUGUUCUUUUCUUUUUUCAAAAGAUAAGAUCAAUCAUCGCCGGGAUGGCAUCACGACGGUCGAGGUCUCCAUCGACCCCAUCUGAGGGUGAGAUCAUCGAGUCAGGCUCAGAUACGAAGAAUCGAUAUCUCUGCCCCAAGAUCCCCCCCUUCUCUUUCCAGACCGUUCUAUCGUGAGAGAUCGAGAUCGAGAACAAGAUCCCGUUCCCCAUAUCGUGGAUUCAAAGCCGACAAACGAAGACGCGAUGUCGAUUACGACUAUGAAAGGGGCGGCCGAACGAACCCGUCAAGCCGUUUGACUUCUAGAUACGAUGAUAGAUCUCAAAGCGGAUACAAUUCAAGACGGCGUAGGAGAGGGUAUUACGAUCAUGAUCGAGACGACGGUAAUUACGAUUCUAGGAAACGACCUAGGACCCAAAGCAGGUCUCCGUUCCGCGAUGUUAGAGGUUCGAAACAAUAUUCAGGUGAUGAGCGAGAUGACAGUGACAGACCAUCCAAAACCCGUGACCUGAGUGGUAAACCCUGCGUGGGUGGUAGGAGGACGUCUACUGAACAGUUAGUGAGCGACAGGGGGAAGAACCCAGGUGACGCUCGAAAAGAGAGACAACAGGCUGAAUCUCGAGAAAAUCAGAUGCAACAGUCUUCAUCCACCGUCGCCGCAUCGGAUAAUACUCCUGCUUCACGCAAUGGUGACGAUGACUAUGUCAACGGGCUGCCCCCAGAGCCGGUUGAUGAAGCCACCCUGAUUGAACAACGCCGAAAGCGCCGUGAAGCCAUCAAAGCUAAGUAUCGUGAUCAGUCUACACCUCUCCUCGUAAAGGUCCUGCAAGCUGGGAAUGAGACAGAAUCCACAGUACAGAAUCCAGGUCAAUCUAUGGCUCAGAAUGAAACACCGGCAGAUUCGCAUCUAAAUACCCCUUUAGAAACACCCGAGGAUACGUCAGGCGCGCCAUCGCCAACUGAGCUAAGGGUCUCGCGAGAUGAGGACCUUGCUAAUGCCAACGUUUUGACUACCAACGGCGUCGACAAGGACGAAUCGUCUUCUGCGGACUAUGAUCCAACUCAAGAUAUGAGGGAGGAUAAGAUGCGUCACGACAAAAGACAUUUUGGUGAAGAGGUAUCUUCUGGUACUUACGAUGAAACUAAAACAGCAAAGCAAGAUGUGCUCGUUCCCAACCCAACCACGGAGAACCCGGCCCAAAUUAAAGCGACGAACCCUCUAGAGAUAGACAUGUUUGCCCCAGAAGAUGAUAUGUUUGCUGAGGAGGCUCCCAUUACCUCCAAAGCCCCUGAAGCUAUUUCUAAGCCAAGUAUACCGCAGAAACUCGAUAUGAGCAUGAUGGACAACUGGGAUGACCCUGAAGGCUACUACAACGUCAUGUUGGGGGAACUGGUGGAUGGGCGGUAUCAUGUUCAGCAAAAUUUAGGCAAGGGUAUGUUUUCUUCUGUGGUUCGUGCUACGGAUUCGAAAACAGGAAGGCUUGUUGCCAUUAAAAUCAUUCGCAAUAAUGAUACUAUGAGAAAGGCCGGUAUGAAGGAGAUUGAGUUAUUGGAACAGUUACUAGCGGCAGAUCCAGAUGACAAGAAACAUAUCAUCCGAUUCGAGAGGUAUUUCGAACACAAAUGCCACCUGUGCAUAGUGUUCGAAAAUCUCAGUAUGAAUCUCCGCGAAGUACUAAAAAAGUUUGGUCGUGAUGUUGGCAUUAAUCUCAGAGCCAUCCGUGCUUAUGCCCACCAGAUGUUCCUAGGCCUGAGCCUCCUCCGAAAAUGCAAUAUCCUCCACGCAGAUCUAAAACCCGACAAUCUCCUCGUUAAUGAAAACCGAAACCUUCUGAAGGUAUGCGAUUUGGGUUCGGCGUCGCCGGCCUCUGAGAACGAAAUUACCCCAUACCUUGUCAGCCGUUUUUAUCGUGCUCCCGAAAUCAUCCUCGGAAUUCCAUAUGAUUAUGCCAUUGACAUGUGGUCCAUUGGAUGUACGCUCUUUGAGCUGUAUACUGGCAAAAUUCUCUUCACAGGUCGCACUAACAAUCAAAUGCUCCGCUCUAUAAUGGAAUGCAGGGGUAAAUUCCCGCCCAAAUUCCUCCGGCGAGGCACCCUUACUUAUCUCCAUUUUGACGACUUUUUAAACUUUCGCAGCACGGAAGAGGAUAAGGUCACGGGCCGCAUGGUGACAAAAAUCGUGGAUUUUAAGAAACCGACGAGGGAUUUGAAAACGAGGUUGAUGGGGAAGGGGUCGAAAGGGAUGAGUGAUUCGGAAACAAAGGAGCUCACGUUAUUCAUUGAUCUGUUGGAUCGGUGCUUAAGUAUCAAUCCAGAGAAGAGGUGUACGCCAUCAGAAGCAUUGAAGCAUCCGUUCAUCACUAGGGGUAAAAUUUGAAAUGGUCGGGCUAGGGGAAAAUACUAGCAGGUCAAUAGAUGCAAUCUAGACAUAGCAUGGUGUUGUAGGGCGGGCUUGUUGCCGGAUUUCACUUUCUCCAAAAUCGGUGGGUGACGGUGAUGCUUUUGCCUCGUGAUUUUUUUCCCCCGUAUCAUACUAUAUCGUUGUUUAAAUUAUUAUCAUCGUCAUCAUUAUUAUUAUUUUAAAUAUAGCUACUCAGCAGCACUUAGCAUUCGUAGAUAGAUAACAGAGUUCCAAAAUGUAUAAACAAAUCAAUUCGGAGGCUUUGUC
Messenger RNA from Histoplasma capsulatum G186AR, 2862 nucleotides. Its product is annotated as serine/threonine-protein kinase prp4. Bases 826 to 2571 code for a protein of 581 amino acids. Gene Ontology annotation, biological process: peptidyl-serine phosphorylation; mRNA cis splicing, via spliceosome; peptidyl-threonine phosphorylation. The transcript has 5 exons. Lineage: Eukaryota; Fungi; Ascomycota; Eurotiomycetes; Onygenales; Ajellomycetaceae. The record is from RefSeq and is a predicted model, not a curated record. Gene Ontology annotation, molecular function: ATP binding; protein serine/threonine kinase activity.